AUGCGGUUACGGGGAGCGCAGUUUAGGCAAGACACGAGGGUAUCAUCAUCAUGGCGUGAUGUAGGACACAUUACAAUGGAAUUAGCCGGUAAACAGGCAAGCUGUUCCCGGAUGCUGCUCAGGACCGGCGCGAGUCCUCAGAGACUCAUCAAACAUCAAACUUAUGAAAUGAACGUUUUGCACCGAGUGAAGCCUCUGUUCAUUAGCCAGCACCAUCUCGCUGCAGCCGAGGUUUUCGUUUUCAUCGCCAUACUUGAGAUGCCCCGUCGCUCGCACACAGCAGGGGAACUCCCUGUCAACAUCAUUCCCGUGCCUGAAUCAACACGAAAUUAUCCCCGCGUCUACACCAAUGAGCUCGCAAAUCAACACCUGCAAACUCCCUUUUCUACACUUUCUACACUCACUCAUUCCCUACAUUCAUAUACAUUCUACAAACCAUAUACCCCCUAUACACUCCUGCACCCUCAACAUCCCUACACCCUCAGCACCCCUACACCCUCAACAACUCCUAUACCCUCAACACACAUUACACCCUCAGCUCCCUCAUCCAUACACCUCAAAACCCCUAUACCCUCAAUACCCCUACACCUUAAUUAUCCAUACACUCUCAAACACCCUUACACUUACACCACUCAACACCCCUACACCCUCACACCCUUACACCUCAACACCCCCUACACCCUCAACCACCCCUACACCCUCAAACAACACCCUACACCCUCACACCCUCAACACCCGCUACACCCUCAAACACCCCUACACCGCUUCAACACCCCUACACCUCACACCCUACCCCUAACACCCCUUACACCCUCUCACCCUACACCCUCAACACCCCUCAACACCGCCUCACACCCCUACACCCUCAACCCUACACCCUCAACACCCACACCUCAACACCCCUACACCUCAACACCCUACACCCCUACACCCUCAACACCCCUACACCCUCAACACCCCUACACCCUCAACACCCCUACACCCUCAACACCCCCUACACCCUCAACCCUCAUACACCCUCAACACCCUACCCUCAACACCCUACACCCUCAAACACCCCUACACCCCUUCACAACCCCUACCCCUCACACCCCUACACCUCAAACACCCCUACACCCUCAACACCCUAUCACCCCUACACCCUCAACACCCCCUACACCCUCACACACCCCUACACCCCUCAAACAACUCCUACACCCUCAACACCCCCUACCCUUAACACCCCUACACCUCAGCACCCCUACACCCUUCAACCCCCUACACCCUCAGCACCCCUACACCCUCAAACACCCCUACACCCUCACCCCCUACACCUCAGCUACACCUCAACACCCCUACACCUCAACACCCCUACACCCUCAACACCCUACACCUCAAACACCCCUACACCCUCAACACCCCCUACACCUCAACCCCUACACCCUCAACACCGCCUCACACCUCAACACCCCUAACACCCUCAAACACCCUACACCCUCAACACCCACCCCUCAACACACCUACACCCUCAACAAACACCCCUACACCCUCACACCCCCUACACCCUUCAACACACACCCUAACACCCCACCCCCUACACUCUCAACACCCUACACCCUCAACACCCUACACCAUCAACCCACACCGCUACACCCUCACCACCCUCACACCUCAACACCCUCACAACCCUACACCCUCAAACCCCUACACCCUCAACACCCCUCCUACACCUCACACCCCUACACCCUCAACACCCCUACACUUCUCUUCCCUGGCUCCGAAAUGGCCGAGGGUUAUCACUGCCCAGGGGCUCGGACUCUCGUAGACAAGAGGUCAUGCAGUUCUUCCAGGAAUCAUGCAGCUGAUCGACAUUAUCAUACUGAUGGCCCGGCGACCGUGCUGAGCGUCGAGGGGCCAAGCACCUCGCCUUUGAGGCCCGUAGAGCAUCUUGGGUCAGAGCAGCAGCAGCGACGGCCCCACGGCAAGGCUUCCGAGGCCUUCGCUCCUGAAGACACGACGACAGCAACUUGCCACUCGAUGCGCAUCAUUUUUUAG
This is a messenger RNA of Penaeus vannamei (Pacific white shrimp), 2034 nucleotides long. The record is from RefSeq and is a predicted model, not a curated record. NCBI's taxonomy places the organism in Eukaryota, Metazoa, Arthropoda, Malacostraca, Decapoda, Penaeidae.